Nycticebus coucang (slow loris) is the source of this 757-nucleotide messenger RNA. Its product is annotated as trafficking protein particle complex subunit 2-like. The transcript has a single exon. Gene Ontology annotation, biological process: endoplasmic reticulum to Golgi vesicle-mediated transport. The record is from RefSeq and is a predicted model, not a curated record. The coding region runs from base 216 to 638 and encodes 140 amino acids. Lineage: Eukaryota; Metazoa; Chordata; Mammalia; Primates; Lorisidae. Gene Ontology annotation, cellular component: cytoplasm; nucleus; TRAPP complex.
ACUUUUUGUUUAUCAUGAAUCAAUGAAAAAAUAACAGGAUUUUCUGUUCACUUUUGCUGAAACUAUUUUUUUAAUGGAAUCAGGUCAUUAAUAAUUUAUGAAAACUUUUUUCUUGAGAGGACACUGAAAUUAACUUGAGUUUAAGAAAAGAGGAAGGAACGGACUGGGCGUUUCCGUUGUCUGCGUCUCGCUACAGGAGCCAUAUAUUGAAAACAAUGUCUGGAAGCUUCUACUUUGUAAUUGUUGGCCACCAUGAUAAUCCAGUUUUUGAAAUGGAGUUUUUGCCAGCUGGGAAAGCUGAAUCCAAAGAUGACCACCGUCAUCUGAACCAGUUCAUAGCUCAUGCUGCUCUUGACCUGGUAGAUGAGAACAUGUGGCUGUCGAACAACAUGUACUUAAAAACUGUGGACAAGUUCAAUGAGUGGUUUGUGUCAGCAUUUGUCACUGCAGGGCAUAUGAGAUUUAUUAUGCUUCAUGACAUAAGGCAAGAAGAUGGAAUAAAGAACUUCUUUACUGAUGUCUAUGAUUUAUAUAUAAAGUUUGCAAUGAAUCCAUUUUACGAACUGAAUUCUCCUAUUCGGUCAAGCACAUUUGACAGAAAAGUUCAGUUCCUUGGGAAGAAACACCUUUUAAGCUGAAUGCAGAAAAACUCCGAAACAAUGUUACAACAAUGGGGUAUACUCAGGAAUGUGUACAUUGUAAGUAACUUGAUUAAAUAGCCUGGAAACUUUUACUUGUAGUGUCAAUUUAUCUAAAC